UGUGAGGGCACAUCCCGCGAGCGACGGCCCGGCGCGCAGACGGCCCAGGAAGGAGCAGGCGAGCGGGCUGCCGGGCUCGGGGGCUCUGGGGGCCGGGGCCGGGGCGGCGCGGCGCGGAGCGGCGGCCAGGACCGAGGCGGGGCCCGACAGGCACCAGGCGCGCCGGCCGGGCGGCGGGCAGAGCCGGCGGGGCGCAGCGCGGCCUGGCCGCGGUCCCGCGCGCGCCCAUGACGGCGGCGGUGCUCCGGGAGGGCGUGCUGGAGAAGCGCAGCGGCGGGCUGCUGCAGCAGUGGAAGCGCAAGCGCUGCGUGCUCACCGAGCGCGGGCUGCAGCUCUUCGAGGCCAAGGGCGCGGGCGGCCGGCCCAAGGAGCUCAGCUUCGCCCGCAUCAAGGCCGUGGAGUGCGUGGAGAGCACCGGCCGCCACACCUACUUCACGCUGGUGACCGAGGGCGGCGGCGAGAUCGACUUCCGCUGCCCGCCGGAGGACCCGGGCUGGAAUGCGCAGAUCACCCUCGGCCUGGUCAAGUUCAAGAACCAGCAGGCCAUCCAGACCGUGCGCGCCCGGCAGAGCCUCGGGGCCGGGGCGCUGGUGUCCUAGAGCGCGGGGCCGCGCCUGGCCUGCCCGAGGUCGUGUCAGCUUCUGGGCCCCCAUCGGUUCUCGGGGCGUGACUGCUCCUGACUGUGCUCCGGGUGGCGAGGCUGCAGCUGCGGACACCCCCGUGGAGGAGGCAUCGGAGUCACGGGUCAGCUGGAGCCAGCGAGGAGGGGGACGGCCACGGGGGAGGUGAGGAUGAGGAUUCGGCCCCAGGCGCUCAGGAUCUCAGGAUGUGCCCGUCCCAGGCCCAGCCUCUGAGCUCCAGCAAAGCCCCCACCUGCUACGGCCCUGCUGUCUACUCUGCAGUCUGUCCGCCUCAGGCUUGAUGCUGUGCCUGCAGGAGGACGGCCCCCCAGGAGCGCUGAGCCAGCACCUGAGGACCCGAGAGGCCCGCCUAGGGACCACGAGACGAACCCCCGGGCUCAGCUCUGGAUUCACCUCAGUGGGGGUAGCUGAUGGGCCUGAGGCCCACUCUUGGGGCCGUCUGCUGCUUGGGUCCUUUUCGGGACCCCCACCCCUCCAGGCCUCUCUUUGCACACUUCUUCCACGCUCCUGCCCAUCUUCCCCGCUCUGCCGUGCCAGGCCUGGAGGUGGUGGGGUGGGUAGAGGCUCAGCCAUUACCAUUUCACACCUGUCCCAGAAUCUGAUACCCUGCAGAGGGCAGUGACCACACUGUUCUUCAAGUGAGAGUCUUUCCCACAAAGACCUGGUAUUGGGAACAUCCCUCUCCUUGCCUCCACUUUCCCAAGCUAAACCCUAUCCUGAAAUCUCCAGCCUGGGGAGGCCGAGACCCUGCAGCCCAGAGAACACAGCCUCAGAGGUGCUGGCGGAGGGACCCUGGGGCCUGCACGGGCCACUUUGGCCUCUGCUGUCCUCCUGGGAGGCAGCCAUGUCUCCCCAGCGGGGCUCGUCCCUUCGUCACCCCCACACUUGGGCCUGCUCCGCUGAUAUCAUAAGUCUUCUGGUUUAAAAGGAAUCGUUUCGGCAGCAGAGAAACGGAGGUGGAGACAGCGCUGCCCUGAGUGACACAGAGACGGCCCGUUGGCUGACCCACGUCCGGCCUGCCCUGUUGCUGUGUGGCGGCUUCAGAGUCCGAUGGGGCGGGGAGGCUGAGUGUCCACCGCAGGAGUCUGGAAGCCGCUCCCAACCCUCCUGCUCCCCACAGGCUCCUCCUCCCGUCUGGUCACGACCCCUGUCCUUUGUCCCCAUCCCCCAGAGCCCUUUGCAGCUUCUCGCCUCUCCAAUAUGCUACCCUCGUGUUACAGUUGAAUAAGACCCUACAAGGCACAAAGGCACUCUUACAGGCGCCUCGUUUGUGCUCCCGUUAGGCUGUCCGCCCAGCCCGUGAUGCGGAUGAGCACCCCGCCUGGGCUGGCUCGCGCUGUGACCAGCCAGCACUCUGCCGUGAGACUGUGGAGGCCGACAGCUCUGUGUGUGGGUGGAGGGCGAGAGGCCUUGGUGUUGCCACUGGGUCCUGGACUCAGGGAAAGCUAUGUGAAAGUCUUGGCUUCAUUCUGCUGUAUCUUCUAAGAUAGAUCCUGGCUCUUUCCAGCAAACCGAGGGAGGUGUCCAGACACUCAGAAAUGGGAACGUGUUUGUGAGCAGAUGGGAUCAGGGUGUGGGACACGCUCGUCUAGCAAACACGAGCCUCUUGCAGGCAGGCCCAGGGGAAGUGGAGAUGGAGCACCUGGUCUGAGCGGAGUCCAGGGGGCAAGCGGUUGCUGCUGUGCCCUCGAGGGGCAGGUGCCACGGGGGGUGCCAUCCCGGGAGGCUGGCUGUGAAGGGUAGUGAGGGGCACAGCUGGUGGCAGGGGCCUUCAGCUCCUGGCCCUCUGCUCUUGGGGAACACCGCCCUGUCGGCUCCAAGUAGCCUUUGGUUCCUGUCCAAGCCCACUUGGGCUGCUCCCUUCGUAGGAGGUCCCGGCCCCUCUAAAGUGCGGCUGUGGGUCCCGGCUCGGAGUAUGCCGGCGCAGCUGGUGGGUGUCUGGAAGGGGAGAAGCACUAGGAACCCCGGAGGGGGUCUUCCUCAGACCUUGCUGGGGAAGAAGGCCCUCUCCCUGGGGUCAGGGGUACCCUCAUGCUCUGCCAGGGGGAGGAGCCUGGGCCCCGUGGCAACCCCCGGGGGUGCUCAGCUGCACCGCUGAUUGCUGAUGGGGUCCGGGGCCCCUGGCCGCACCCUACAGACAGGCACGGAGUGGAAAACCCUUGCUUACAGGAGGCCUGGGUGGGGCCCUUGCCAAUCUGCUUGCCCGGCCUCCCUGGCCUCCUCCCUGCCAACCCCUGAGUCAUCAGUGGGAAAGUGAGGCAGGGCGAGUCCUUGCAGGCGGGGGUGGGGGUGGCUCUGUUCAGGUGAGCAGGGUUGGGUGGAGGCUCAGACAAGAGCCAGCCUGUGGCGGGGACUAGGGGUGGCGCCUGGGAGCCUCGGAGCGGGCAUUGCGCCACGACCCGGAGGCCCUCUCGCAGAGCUAGGGGUGCAGAGGCACCUUGGCAGUGUGCCCACCAGGCCCGGUGCAGGGGCCCUGGCAGACCCUGGGCUGCUGGAGUGUACCGCCUGGGACGGCGGCUCACCCUCCCGACUGGAGCCUUCCCUGGUGCCCGGAGGAUGUCCUGGCCCCCGGGAGGCGCGCCCUCCACAGUCAGGCACCUCCUGUAUCCACCCCCAUGCCCCCAGCUGGGACCCCUGCUCAGGACAGGCCGGGGCCCUUGUACCCCCACUGCCCCCCGCCCUGGGGUCUCUCCCUGCUCCAUCCAGGCCGCCCUCCCUGCUCCUUGGCCACAUCCCCCCCGUCGCCGCUGGGGACGGCCAUUCCUGCCGUUCGUGCGCGCCGCGGAGUCCCUGGGACUCAGUAGGUGCCUUGUCAUCUUGACGGUGACUGAGCUGACUGACUCCACGGGCCCACGUCAGCGCAGGGGAGUCAUCCAGCCACGGAGGCUGUGGAUUCAGAAACAGGUUAUGUGACCUGCUAGGCAUCCCAGCGGCUCACCAGGGGCGGGCCCUGGAUGUGUGCCCUGAGUCCACGCCAGACGAGCCCUUCUUGUGGGGUUAGCAGGUGAGUGGCCUGGGAGAGGGGCUCGCAGGCUGGUGGCGAGGGUGAGAGCAGAGGCUGGGGGCUGAGAAGGGGCGUCAGGGGGCCUGUGUGGAGGGUGCUCGCAGACGGAGGCUGCAGCCAGGCCUUGCUGGGUCCAACUCCAGGAGGGGAUCAGCAAGGGGCCCCUCCACUUGGGAGGGUCUGUGUGAGCCUGCAGGGGCAGCCCUGGGCAGGACCCCCUGGGGCAGCAGAGGGGCCUGGGGCAGGGCAGCGCGCGUCCUGUGUUGGCUCCAAUGCUCUGUCUCACGACCUGGGCACAGGGCCCAUCUUGAGGGUGAGGCCUGGGCUCUGCUGAUGGACCCUGUGCUGCGCAGCCUGCUCCUGAGACCCACAGGGGGGCCACCUGCUGCAGGGGUGAGCGGGGACUCCUCUGGUUUCAGCACUGAAAGCUCUGUGUCCCCAGAACGCCCCGGGCCCUCUGGCCGUCAGUCACCUCCCUCCCGCACUGCCCAGGGUCAGGAAGCGCGGCCCCCCACCUUUCCUGAUUUCAGCUGUCAGGCCCGCCCUUGGUCCCCGCGGAGUCCUGGGCUGUGAGCUGCGGGGCAGGGGCCCAGGGCACUGUCACCCCAGCCCCGGCCAGCUGUGCGUCCUGCAUCCUCAGAACACACAGACUCCUGGCCGCGGGGAGGAGGGGUGUCCCCAGGCUGCCCAGCCAGCUCUGUCUCUGCUUCAGCAGCGCCGUGCCUGCCCCCCGGGUUCUGCCUCCCAGAGGUCAGGGGAUGCAGGGGAGGUGUGGCCAGGCAGAGGCGCCAGGGCUCGGCAAGGGGAGCUGGUGCAGAGCGCGGGCGCAGCAGGGAGGACCGAGGAGGUGCUGCUCCGGGCUGCUGGCCUGGCCCCGUUUCUUCCUCCAGGCAAGGGGGAGCCUCUGCAGAGCUGCUGUUCUUGCACGUAACCCUUUAUUUUAUCACAGACGUCCAUUCGCUGAGGCAAAUAUGAAAGGAUAGACAAUUAUGAAGAAGGAAACAUCACCGUGGUGUUUCCAUCCUUCAGAGAUCACCUUUGUUAGCGUUUCGCGGUAUUUCCCUUCCAUCUGCUCCUCUGUAAAUGUACGUGAUACUUAACUAUCACAUGGUUUGUAACAUGUAACUACUUUUCACACAGGGUCAUGCCAUGUGUACCCCGCAUCUUCAUUUUUAUGUAUAAUCCACUGUGUUACGAGGCCGUGAUGUUAAGUAUUUUAACGCCUGUGUGUUUAUCAUCUACUGUUUAUUUGCCAUCCAGCCCCUCCACGCCCUUUUAGUGUUUAUCUCUGUGUAUAUAAGGAUGCAAUGAACAUUUGCCUAUUUGAAUCUC
Molecule: messenger RNA, 4977 nt
Organism: Capra hircus (goat)
Lineage: Eukaryota; Metazoa; Chordata; Mammalia; Artiodactyla; Bovidae
Gene: PHLDA3
Product: pleckstrin homology like domain family A member 3
Exons: 2
Coding region: 228-599 (123 amino acids)
Biological process (GO): intrinsic apoptotic signaling pathway in response to DNA damage by p53 class mediator; positive regulation of apoptotic process; negative regulation of phosphatidylinositol 3-kinase/protein kinase B signal transduction
Cellular component (GO): plasma membrane
Molecular function (GO): phosphatidylinositol phosphate binding
Source: RefSeq, a predicted model, not a curated record